Vitrella brassicaformis is the source of this 17703-nucleotide messenger RNA. Lineage: Eukaryota; Vitrellaceae. The record is from the annotation of a GenBank genome assembly.
AAUUUCUACAGCCGCUCACCCACAAACAGGAGACUUCAGCUUCCAACGGCCCCUCGACUGCAGCGCAGCGCGUGUUGUGGUGAUUGGAAAGCAUCAUGGACCACGGGGAGGACGACGACCCCAUCAACCCCGACUUCUGCGCCGAAUGGCUCAAGGCCCGCCUCAAUCUCGCCGGCUUCAAUGAGGAUGAGAUGCUCGGGCCCGACGUAGCCAUCUCGCUCUACAGCUGGUUUGAAGAUGCAGCGCAGAAGCGGCUGUACCUGUGGAUCGGCGACAAAGAGGGAGACGAGACCGACGGCGGGGCGACCCCGGCUGGCGCUGGCAGCAGCAGCGGCAGACAGGCCCUCAUCACCGACACCGCGGUGUUGCCGCUGCCGAUCCGUCAGGGGUCGGUCAAGGAGUUUUGCUAUGUGUAUAAGCGGCCGAACACGGACCAUGAGGUCAUCACCAAGGGGUCCAUCAGCAAAGUGUUGCUCAUCGGCACCAUCAAGGAUCACCUACUCGACUAUCUCCUCACCGUCAUGAACGGCGCAUUCAUUCCCAUCUCGGCAUCUGACCACGGGUAUGUAGUCUAUGUCCAUUCAUUGCACUGAUUGAUUAAAGAAAGCACCACAUAACAUACGGGAUAGGUAUCUGUAAUGCAUUGAUUGCUUUAUGCAUGGCAUGCAGGUGGCCGGAGAAUCUUAAGAAGGACUUCACGGGACAAAUUCAGAAGUUCAUGGCCCGGCUCACCGAGAUGACCUUCCUCUCGCGCGGCGCCACGGUGCUGUACGUGCCGCCUGACGACCUCUCGGACCUCGACAAGGUGUCCAAGGACAAGGAUGCCGUGCAGCGGCUGGAGUCGACGCUCAUCCACUGGACGAGACAGAUCAAGGAGGUCACUGCACAGCAGGAUGCAUCCCGAGGGGGAGGGGAGGCGGCAUCGAUGGGCGACGCCGAGGUGGCGGGCCCCCUGGAUGAGAUUCAGUUCUGGCGGGCCAGAAACGUCGACCUCUCCCGUCUUCACGCACAGCUUGAGACGCCACAAUUGCAGGUGACAUACUCACUGAUCGGUUAGUGAGUCCACUUGUCGAGCGUUUUGUCUGUCUGCCUACCUGUCGCAUGUUUAGAGGAUACUGCGUGUGCUGGAGGCGUCCAAGUCGAGUUAUUUGAAACACUUCAGAGCGCUGCAGAACGACAUUUCCCGCGGGUCGAUCGAAGCGCAGGCCAACCUGAAGUUCCUGUCAGCUCUGGAGGAGCCCUGCCUGAAGCUGACGGCGGCCAGCCCCGUGGUCAUCCCCGAGAACCUGCCCUCAUUGCUGCACAGUGUGCGCAUGAUCUGGACUAUCUCAACACACUACAACACCGCGGACAGAAUCACCGGUGCGCUGGCAAGGAGACAGUUGAUGUAGACUGCUGACAUGAGACAUGUGCCCCGCUGUGUUCUCAGGUUUGUUGCGUAAGAUUUCCAACGAGAUUAUCCGCCGUUGCCAGGACAGCAUUCAGCUGGAGGCCAUCUUCGCGGGUCGGGCAACCGACAUGCCCGAGGAGGAGAGGGCUGAGGGACACCCCGACGGCAUGACCGUCAAGGACAUUCAGGAGGCCACACAGAGACUUGAGGAGUCCGCCGCCUGUGGGAGGGCGUGGAAGCAGACCUACCAGCGGACGGCCAAGCUGCUGGCCAGACACAACCCCACACGCAGAUGGGACUUCUCGGAGGGAUCGAUAUUCGCUCAGGUUGAUGCAUUUGUCCAGCGGUGUUGCGAUUUGCUCGAGGUGUGUGAAGGCCAGCUGCAGUUUGCGGCCAAGGCACGGUGACCAAUCAAUCCAACACACUCGGGGGGAAGAAGAAGAGUCAAGACGCCCGUGAAUCUUUGUCUCUGUGCUGUUGCUGCUUGUGUUGUGUCAGUGGGAUUGAGUUGCCUAGGUUUGGAGGUGCUCGUGCGCCUGAGGUGAUCAAGAGCCUGAAUGAGAUUGAGACAUCUUUCCUCAACAAUGUGGCCAAGCUGCGCAACCUUUCGUACUACAUACUCGACGUCAAGGUAACCAUUCAUUCACUCAGCGAAUGAUGCCUGCCUUGCCUUGUCCGUGUUGCCUGCCUGAUAUUUUCAUCAUCCCAUAUAUGUAUUCUUGUCACCUCACUAACUAACUAAGUGCAGACGACGAGGUGGCACGAUGACUAUUCGCACUUCAAGAACCAGAUGAAGGACUUGGAGGUCAUGUACAUGAAUGUCAUCACCUCGGCAUUCGAGGGUGUGUCGACGGCCGAGGCGGCAAUCGAGCUCUUCGACGCCUUCUUUUCACUGUCAAAAAGGCCGCGGAUUAAGGGCUUUGUCGAGAAGAAGGCCAUCGACGUGUAUAACCUCUUCUCACAGGUGUGUUUUCCUCUCUGGCCGACCACAGCACACGUCAGGGGAAUGACUUCGAUCCACGUGUGUCUGCAGGAGAUGAUGAGUCUGCGUCGUGAGUUUGAGCAGUAUCGCAAGAAGUGUCUGCUGCCGGUUGCGCUAGGCCACCCCACACACGCGGGCACUGCCCUGUGGGCGCGAGGCAUCGCACUGCGGCUGCAGCGCCAGAUGGAACUCAUCGACACCAUCGCUGUGCACGGAUUCGAAAACAGCAGAGAGGCCGAGGUACACUCAUUACACUCUGUGAAAGGGAGGGAGGACACCCAACCACCCCAAUGAGAGUAUGUUUGCCAGGGCCUUGCCGUGUGACCACGUGUGUGUCGUCAGGUUGCAAAGGAGACGUAUUCGAAUUUCCAGUCGAUUUUGGAGGGUUUUGUGAAGCAGACGUUUGACGAGUGGCUGCAGGAGCUGAACAACAUGGACACCAACACGUUCGGCAGGCGACUCAACCAGCCGCUGCUGGGGAGACAGGAGCAGAACAUUCUCGCGAGAGGCAAGGGCGGGCAGCUGGAGAGCAACUUCGACAAGGGUCUGAUGAAGAUGUUCCAGGAGGUGUAUUAUUGGGAGAAGAUACAGGGACACGGCAUCGUCGUGCCCUACGCUGCACACGAGAUGUUUACACACCGGGACACUCUCCGCGUACUCAGGUGGAUUGAUUAGCUUGGGGUGCUGGCUAACUGGCGCAACGCAUGUCUCUCUCUGUGUGUGUGUGUUUGCAGAGAGCACGUGCUGCGUGUUGUGCGAGAGUACAACGUCAUCAUCGACAACCUCGCCGUAAGACAUAGAGAUGCUCUAUGUUCGCUGCUGCGUGUAGUGAGUAUUACACAUCGUGUCGAUGUAUGCAAUGCAGCCCGAGGAGCGUCGGCUGUUUGCCCACCACAUCAAGACGCUGGAUCGUCGGAUAUCCCCCGGCAUCCAGCGGCUGACGUGGAAUUCCCAAGGCAUCAAGGAGUUCUUCGUGCGCGACUCGUGCCGCGAGUGCAACAAGGUGUACGACUUCGUGCUGCAGUACAAGGCCAACCACCACAGGGUCAACGUGCUUUGCAAGAACAUCAGCGACAGGCACAUGAUCCUCAUUGAUAAGAAGACCAUCUACACUGUCGAGGAGUUCAAAACGGUCCAGGAGAAGCACAGGGUUGAGAUUGUCGACUUCCUCCAGAACACGCACGCCGAGAUCACCGACACCAUGCUCGCUACCUACCAGGUAAGCUGGUAAGUGUGUGGAAUGGUUGGAUGAGCAGCACCAACACAUCCAAUCCAAUGUGUGUGCUGUUUUGUUUGUAUUCAGUUUUUCGAGACGCAUCCACAGGAGAUCCAGCGUGAGUGGAAGCAAUAUGUCGACAAGAUGGACAAAAAAGUGAGCAGGUCAAACCCUCUCCUUUGCACAACCGCAGCCAUCACAUCGAUGGAUAAAUGGAUGGAUGGAUGGAUGGAUGGCUACAUAGGUCGAAGAGGCGCUCAAAAAGGCGGUUAAAUCGUCGCUGCAGGACCUGUCGAAGGCCCUCAACUCUAGUGACGGCAAACGGGGCGAGAUGGACAUCGCUCCGCUGUUCAAAGUGCACGCCGUGCUUAAGGGCACCAAGAUGGAUUUUCGCCCGACGAUGAGCCAGCUGAAGGACAUGCUGCAGCUCAUCUGUCGGGAGAUGACCAUGACCCUCACUGUCGUGCCGCGGCUGUCGGAGCACCUGAGGGUGGAGAAGACCCGACGGGAUAUCCUGAAGAAGGCCGCGCUCGAGAAGGCCGGCGACAUCGCGGGUGCGUCGGCCAUCAUCAUUCCCGACGAGGAGGAACUCGCCAAGAGCCACAAAAAGAAGAAGUCGUUCUUCGACGAAAUCUCCAAGGACGACGAGAUUGUGCGGAUCAUCGUGCAGAUCAUGAAGGGGCACAACAACUGCGCCACCAAGCUGCAGGACAGACUCAAGUGGUGGCACAACUCGUACCAACCUAUCGUGUCACAGGACAAGGACGCAUUCAUCAAACGGUCAGUCACGUCACGCACUCAGGCGAAUGGCGAUGAAUGAUGAAUGAGAUGCAUGGAAUGCCGUGCGUGUCUCUCUUCUCUGCCCGCUGCCAGCUAUGCCCGCACUGAAAGGCCCCUCGCGGUGGUUGGCACGGACAUCCAGCGGUACAAGGAGGUUCAGAGCGAUAUCCAGCAGGAGGAAUUCAAAGUGAGUGAGACACAGAUCAGAUCUAAGCCGUCGAUGAGUGCACUGCACGUGAUUGGGCGUGUCGUCUCAUCCGCACGAUGUGUUCAGGUUACGAUAUGUUUCAUCGAGGCCGACUUCACACUGCUGAAGCAGGCGCUUGUGCAGCACUGCCAGCAGUGGCAGUCGAAGCUCACAGGCCUGCUCAACCAGAAUGCCCUCAAGGAGCUCAACGCACUACUCGACUACUUCCAAAUCAACUCAAAGGUGAGCAAGGCAGGCAGGCCCGGUAUUCACGAGAGGGAGACAAGAUGGAUACGCUCCAUGGAUGUGUGUUAUCUCUUCAGACCCUGCUGGAGGCCCCCAAGACCUUAGACGAGCUCCGCCAUCAUCUCACCCUCUUCGACAAGUGCAAAGCCGACAUACCAAGCCUCGAGGUCGAUAGGAAAGAAUUGUGCCUUCUGCCUCAUGGCAACCACUCGGCUUGAUCUUCGGCUGCAGGAUCGCAUCCAGCCUGUGGAGGACCAGUACGCAAAACUUGCAGAGUUCGACGGUAGGUCGCCACGAAGACACACAUUCGUGCAUUGGCGUGUAUUCCCUCGUGCGUGUGUAUGCAGUUCAGGUUGGCGAUGACGAGGAGGCGAUGAAGAAAAGCCUUCGGCCCGCUCUCGAGACAUUCAAAACCACACUCGUCGAGGCUGACCAAAUACUCGCCAAGUGAGACACACACACACACACGGUGGAUGCAUGUCUCUGCCUGCGUUCACUCUCCCGGCUGGCUUUCUUGGUGUUCAGGUCGAAGAAGAUAAUGAAGGCUGAGUUGGAGAGCAACCUUGGUCAGUUCCAGAAGCAGGCUGCAGAGGCGCAGAAGGUCUUCAAGGCUGCGGCGCCAUUUGACGCGGAGGCGACAGCCAACGAGAAAGCCUUUGCGCUGAUCCAGAACUACCGCAGUGAGGUGGAGAGGAUGCGGCUGACCGAGCAGGGCAUGCUGCCCAAGAUCGAGCUGUUCGGCAUGGAGGCGUCGCAGUACAAGGAGAUCGACGACAUGGAGAAAGACCUGCAGCUGCUGACCUCGAUAUGGACCAUCAAGGAGGAGUGGGACGAGCAGUGGAACGCGAUGAAGACGGGCAAAUUCCGCGACUUGAACGUGGACGAGAUGGACACGAUGGCGUCGACGUACCAGAAAAGGAUCCAGAAGAUGAAGGAGAUCAAGCAGUGGCCCAUCUGGACCCGCGCCAAGCAGGACAUUGAAGACUUCAGGGCGGCCAUGCCCCUCAUCACCAACCUGAGGAGCGAGGCGCUUAGAGACAGACACUGGAAGAGAAUCAAGCAGGAGGUGGCCGAGCCCUUUGAUGCUCGCUCGCCCGAUUUCACACUCAACUCUGUCUUCCAGCUCGGACUCCCACAACACGCUGGUCAGCACAUGACACAUCGAUAGCAGCUGGCAUACAUGGCUGAUCCAUUGAUCAGAGUUGAUUGCCCGUCUGGCUGACGAGGCGAGGAAGGAGUACAAGAUAGAGACGGGCCUCAAGGACAUCGCAGAAAAGUGGGAGGACGUCCUGCUCGACAUCGUCGUCCACAAGGAGGUGAGUAGCACAGAGAGGCUGCCAGCGGAAGUGGAGCACAGUGGCAUUUACAAAUUCAGGUGUACUACAAGCUUCGCACGUCAGAGGAGCUCUUCACGAUGUUGGAGGAGCACAUCCUUAGUCUGUCGUCAAUGAAGUCAUCUCAGUACUACCUGCCCUUCUCAGAGACAGUACAGAGUCACUUCCCCUUGUCCACAAGAUACAAACUCACCGCCUUUCACCUUGUAUCGUCUGAUCGAUCAGGUCGAGCAUUGGGAGAAGGCGCUGGCCAACAUAUCAGAGGUGAUCGAGCUGACUCUCCAAGUGCAGCGGCAGUGGAUGUACCUCGAGAACAUCUUCGUCGGCUCCGACGACAUCCGGCCGGUCUUGCCGCAGGAGGCCGGCUGGUUCGACGAGGUCAACGCAGGAUUCAAGCAGAUGAUGGAGAAGAUUUACCACGAGCCAAAGGCGCUCAAGGCCUGUUCCACCCCCGGGAUGCUUGACAGUCUUAUGGCCAUGAAUGCCAAGCUCGAGCGCAUCCAGAAGUCCCUCGACGACUACCUCGAGAGGAAGAGACAGGAGUUCCCGCGUUUCUACUUCCUGUCCAGUGACGACCUGCUUGAGAUCCUCGGCCAGUCGCGUGAUCCCGAGAUGGUGCAGAAGCACAUCAAGAAGUGCUUCGAGGGCAUCAAGGUGCUCGACUUGUGCCCACCUGGCAAGCAAGGCAACCGCACAUGGGAGGCGCUGGGCAUGGUGGCGCCCGACGGGGAGAAGGUCAAGUUUCAUCCCAAGAGCGUCGUCAUCGAGGGGCCCGUAGAGCAGUGGCUCAUUAGGGUACGUGGCACACGUGCAUCCAGUCCACCCCGUCCACAUACAUGUGAUGUGUGUCGAUUUAGGUAGAGAAGGCGAUGAAGGAGACGCUCAAGCGGCUGUUGGUGAUGGUGCACCAGGCCAACCUCGCCAAGGGGACCAAGAAGGAGAAGUGGAUCAAGGACAACCCCGGCCAGCUCCUCAUCACAGCCGGACAGAUCGCAUGGACCACCGACAGCGAGGCGGCACUCCGCAAGAUAGAAAAGGGCGGCAAGAACGCUAUGAAGCUCCUUAAGAAGCACCAGACUAAGUACCUCGCCAAGCUGACUGACCUGGUGCGAAAGCCGCUCAGCAAAGUGGAGCGUCUCAAGCUGGUCGCCCUCAUCACCAUCGAAGUCCACGCGCGAGACGUGCAGGUACGCAAACGGACAUGCAGGCAUCAUGUAUUGGAGCUGACGGCAGCAAAUGUCUACGAAUCCUCUUUGAUCUUGUCAGGAACGUUUGAUCCAAAUGAAGUGUGAGAAUGAGAAUGCCUUCCCAUGGAAGUCACAGCUGCGCUUUGAACUUCGCGAGGAGGUGGACUCGGCCGCUGCAGGAGGUGCGCCGCCGGCGGGCGGCAUGACGUGCCGGGUCCUCCAAACGGAGACACUCACGCCGUACGGCUACGAGUACCAGGGCAACAACGGCAGGCUGGUGGUGACGCCUCUGACGGACAAAUGCUACAUGACCCUAACGAUGGCACUGCACUUAAAGCGUGGGGGUGCACCACAAGGGCCGGCGGGGACGGGGAAGACGGAGACGGUGAAGGACUUGGGGAAAGGGCUGGCCAAGUACGUGAUUGUGAUGAACUGCAGCGACGGGCUGGACUACAAGAGCCUGGGCCGAAUGUUCUCGGGCAUGGCGCAGGUGCGGGGGGGAAUGAAUGGGUGCGCAGAGAUAGCCCCAUUCUGUCUGUCUAUCUGUCUGUCUGUCUGUCUGGAUGUCUGUGUCUAUCUGUCAGGCUGGGUGUUGGGGUUGCUUUGAUGAGUUCAACCGUAUUGAAGUGGAGGUGCUGUCCGUGGUCGCGCAGCAGAUCAUGACCAUCCAACAAGCCCUCAAGUAAGCAGUGCAGUAGAGCGGCUCCGUCCCUUCUUGUCGCCCACACACGAUACAUACGUCUGUCUGUGCCUUGGCUACUCAUUCGACCAGGGAGAUGCCCGACACGGAUGACCCGUCUCAGCCGUUCAAGUUUCUGUUUGAGGGCCACCGCAUCCGGUUGGACAGAGGGUGCGGUAUCUUCAUCACCAUGAACCCAGGAUACGCCGGCCGCUCGGAGCUGCCCGACAAUCUCAAGUCGCUCUUCCGCCCCGUUGCCAUGAUGGUGCCCGACAUGGCCAUGAUCGCGGAAAUCAUGCUCAUGAGCGAAGGAUUCAAGGACGCCAAGUCGCUGGCCAAGAAGAUGGUGACUCUCUACCAGCUGAUGGUGCAGCAGCUCUCCAAGCAGGACCACUACGACUUCGGGCUCCGAGCCAUUCGGUCGGUCCUCAACAGAGCUGGCUCCCUCAAACGUGCCGACCCUGACCUGCCAGAGCAGGAGCUGCUGAUGCGGGCAAUUCGAGACAUGAAUGUGCCCAAGUUCGUUGCUGAGGACCUGCCCCUCUUCGAGGCGCUGCUGAGCGACCUCUUCCCUGGUCUCGAGCUGCCUGAGGUAAGUGUGAGCUCACUCUCAUUCGGUCUUGCGUGACUGGGCGUGUCUCUUCAUCAGCCCGAGUACGGGAAGCUUCAGGAAGCGAUCGAGGCCGUGCUGGACGAGAUGGGGCUGCAAAAGGUGCCUCAGAUCAUCAAGAAGACCAUCCAGGUGAGCAGCUUUCCCGACACCAGAAGAUGUUCGCGGCCUGCUUCCCUCUGUGCCUCUUUCUUGUGGGGUAGGUGUACGAGACGAAGCUGACGCGGCACGGAAACAUGAUUGUGGGCCUGACGCUCUCGGGCAAGUCUACAUGCUGGCAUGUGCUGCAACAAGCCAUGACAGCCCUCGCCAAGCAGGGCGUCCCGGACUUCGAAGCCGUCAAGUGAGUGAACCAUCCGGCCAUCCAUCCAUCCACCAACACUGCUGCGCUGCAUUACAUACAUGGUGUUCGUUGUUCAUGGAUGCAGGACGUAUGUGAUCAACCCCAAGUCGAUAGACAUGAAUGAGCUGUACGGCUCGUUCGACCUGCAGACCAUGGAGUGGACCGACGGCAUUCUCUCAUCGAUUAUGAGAACAGCUUGCCAGGACGAGAAGCCUGACCAGAAGUGGAUCAUCCUGGACGGUCCGGUGGACACUCUGUGGAUCGAGUCGAUGAACACCGUCCUCGACGACAACAAAAUCCUCACACUCAUCAACGGAGACCGUAUAGCCAUGCCACUACAGGUUAGGUUUCCUACUUGCCUGCGAUGCCUUAUGUCGUCCGCUCCGCUUCACCAUCCGUGUGUGUCAGGUGUCUCUUUUGUUUGAGGUUGAGGAUUUGGCUGUGGCCUCCCCUGCCACCGUCAGUCGAGCGGGCAUGGUCUACCUGGAUGUCAUCGACCUGGGUAUUUGGAGGCAGCGCAGCACAACACCUGUGCACCGCACCGCCCUUACCCCUUGUCCCUUGUGUCAGGUUGGAAACCGUAUGUCGACACGUGGGUGACGAAGCAGACCUCCUUGUCGGGGGACCACCGCAGCCUUCUGGCUAGCUUCUUUGAGAAAUACGUAGACCAAGUGCUCAAGGUACCGGCCCGCCCCAUCUAUCAGUCAGGCGGACAGACAGACACAGCACCCACCAUUGCACGCACACACCUGUUGUCUUGUCUGUCUCUCAUCCGUUAAUUUGUUCAUUCAUUCAGGCGCGCCGCGAUCAGUGCAAGGAGGUGGUGCCCAUCUCGGAGGUCAACGGCGUCAUGUCUCUCUGCCGCCUUUUCGAGGUGUUCAUACAGAAGUGCGACCUCGCCGCACACGGGGAGAACGCGGCCCGGGUGCUCGAAAGGAUAUUCGUCUUCUCGCUGAUCUGGUCGCUGGGGGGCUCAGUGGACGGCGACUCGCGGCCGAUCAUCGACCAGCGGAUUCGUGAGAUCGACAACAUGUUCCCGCCCACCCAGACGGUGUACGAGUAUGGAUUGAAUUUUGAGAAGGGCGAGUGGAUACACUGGGAGGAACGACUACCAAACCCAUACAAGUAAGUGCGUCUGUGUUCGCAUGCGCGUAACUAACUUGACACCAACAUGUGUGUCUGUCGCGUGCUGUGGAUUGUGUGGGUGACACGGCAGGCCGUCCGAGGGUACCAAGUUCCACCGCAUAUUGGUGCCGACAGUGGACACGGUGCGCAACUCGUACAUCCUGUCGGGUCUGGUGCACCAACGCUUCCACACCCUCUGUGUGGGCCACACGGGCACCGGCAAGACGUCGUGCGUGGCCUCAAGCAUCCUGCAGAACCUCGACGACCAGGUGUACGCCAUGCUCACCAUCAACUUCUCGGCACAGACCAACUCACUCAAAACACAAAACGUCCGCAGCCACUCCACACCAUACAAUACAUAGACGGCGCGAUUGUUUCACACAAGCGCUGAUGGUUUGGUCAUAACAGAUUAUUGAGGGCAAGUUGGAGAAGCGGAUCAAGAAUAAGUUCGGUCCGCCGGGCAACCGCAAGCUGGUGUGCUUCUGCGACGACCUCAACAUGCCCCGCAAGGACACCUUCGGCUCCCAGCCGCCCCUCGAGCUGCUCAGACAGUGGAUGGACUACGGAUGCUGGUACGAUCGUUCGAAGCAGCAGCUCAAGUACAUCCAAGACAUGCAGCUCGUGGCGGCGAUGGGGCCACCGGGCGGUGGCCGGUCGGUCAUCUCACGGCGGCUGGAGUCACGCUUCAACCUCAUCAACUUCACCCUCCCCAGCGAGAGCCAGAUCAAGAGAAUAUACAACACACUCGCACAUUACAAGUUUAACGACUUCAGGGAGGACCUGAAGCAGCUGGCGGAGCCGCUGGCUGCGGCGACCAUCAGUCUGUACGACACGGUCAACAGCACCUUCCUGCCGACCCCCGACAAGCCGCACUACCUCUUCAACAUGCGAGACAUUAGCCGUGUGUUCCAGGGGCUGUACCAGGCCAACCACCAGAUCAUCGAAGAGAAGGAAAGCCUCGUCCGCAUGUGGUAUCACGAGAACCUCCGCGUCUUCCACGACCGGUGGGCACGACAAAGGGAGGGAGGAAGAGGCACGAUGGAUGGAUGGAUGGAUGGAUGCGUGUGUGUGCAGGCUGAUCAACACGCAGGACCGUUCGGACUUCAAGCAGAUGGUUGACUCUGUGUGCGACAGCGUUCUCCAAAUGCGGCUCAAGGACAUCUGCAAGGACCAGGACGGUGACCCUAUCUUCGCCUCCUUCUCGGUCAACAACCCAGACAUGGAAAACGCCCCCUACGACCAGAUCACCGACGCCGGGUUGCUACGGCAGUUCAUGCAGCUCAAGCUGGAGGAGUACAAUGAGCAGUGCAAGGGCGCCGGCAUGGACCUGGUGCUCUUCAGAGACGCCAUCGAGCACUGCUGCCGCAUCCACAGGGUGAUUUCGCUGCCUAAGGGCAACGCGCUGCUUGUGGGGGUGGGCGGGUCCGGCCGCCAUUCCAUGACGCGGCUGGCUUCGUUCAUCUCGGAGUACGAUUGCUUCCAGAUUGAGAUCAGCAAGAACUACAGACACGUGGAGUUCCAGGAAGACCUCAAGAAGCUCUACCACACUGCAGGGGUCAGUGACACAACUCAUGCGCACACAGGUGCAUGCAUCGGUAGGUACGUCCAUGUGUUUGUCAGGUGAAGGGCAAGGCCACCACUUUCCUGUUCUCUGACACGGAGAUCGUCACCGAGUCGUUCAUCGAGGACGUCAACAACCUCCUGGGGUCCGGCGAGGUGCCCAACCUCUUCGUGGCCGACGAGCUGAGCGCCAUCCGCGCUGAGCUGGAGAAGCCCGCCAAGGAGGCCGGGGUGCCCCUCAUGGCCGAGCCGCUGUAUGACUUUCUCCUCAGCAGGGUGCGGGAGAACCUACACGUGGUCAUCUGCAUCUCGCCCAUCGGCACUGCAUUCAGGAACUACUGCAGGUAAGCGAGGAGAUGACACAACACAAGACAACACAGGGAGGGACAAUCCAUGGGGUGGGACCUUUCCCAUCAGGAUGUACCCGGCUUUGGUGAACAACACGACGAUCGACUGGUUCCUGCCCUGGCCGGCGGAUGCGCUCUCCGAGGUGGCCAUCAAAUUCCUGUCGGCGCCUUCCGACGAGGUGUCGAUUGAGGAGGAGCAGCGCAAGGCCAUCGCCGACAUAUUUGGGCAGUCCCACAUGGCCGUCAUUGACCUCAGCGACCGCAUGAUGGCAGAGAUGAAGAGGAAGAACUACGUCACGCCCACACACUACCUAGAGCUCGUCAAGGUAUGGGUGUGAUGUGAUGGGGUAUGCCUUGUGCUGGGAAUGCGCUCUCUCUACCUGUCCUGUGUGUGUCGUGUCUCCCUCGUGUGCGUGCCUCCUCCCAGGGGUACGUGUCUCUGCUGGUUGAGAAGAACACAGAGAUCGGGGAGAUGGCCAAUAAGCUGCGGAACGGUCUGGACAAGCUGACGGAGGCGCGCAUCCAGGUGGAGGAGAUGGGAGUGGACCUCGAGAAGAAGAAGGACAUCGUCGCCAAGAAACAGAAGGAGUGCCAGGACCUGCUCGUCGUCAUUGUCGAGAAACGCAUGUCGGCCGACGAACAAAAGAAACAGGUCUGCCUGCCUGCCUGCUCGCUCGGAUGGCACACACGCCCACACAACCUUUGUGUUGAUUGAUGUGUGGACGAAUGCAGGUUGAGGCGGACAGCGAGAGGAUCGGCAAGGAGGAAGCAGAGACCAAGAUCCUUGCCGACGACGCCCGUCGCGAUCUCGCCAAGGCCAUGCCGGCCCUCGAAGCGGCCAUCGAUGCGCUUGAGAAGCUGGACAAGAAGGCCAUCUCGGAGGUCAAGGCCUACUCGAAGCCGCCCGACCUGGUGAUGAAGACGAUGGCUGCCGUCAUGACGGUCAUGGAUAAGACGCCCUCGUGGCAGCAGGCCAAGCUGGAGCUCAACGACCCCGGCUUCCUCACCAAGAUCAAAAACUUCGACAAGGACAACAUCUCCGACUCCACUCUCAAGAAGAUCAUCAAGUACACCAAAGACCCAGGCUUCACUCCCGAGGCCGUCACCAAGGUCAGCAGCGCCGCCGGCGCACUCUGCCUGUGGGUGCAUGCCAUGCGCCUCUACUCGGAGGUCUACCGAGAGGUGGAGCCCAAACGACUCAAACUCAAGAUGGCGGAGGAGACACUGGCCAAGAAGCAGAGCGAUCUCAAGGCGGCCACUGAGCGGCUCAAGGACAUCCAGGAGAGAGUGCAGGCGCUCAAGUUCCAGUACGACGAGUCCAUGCGCACCAAGGACGAGCUGACAGCGAGCGCAGAGGAGCUCAAGGUGAAGCUCGAGCGGGCCGAGAAGCUCGUCACGGGCCUGGCUGGCGAGAAGGACCGCUGGGAGGAGUCAGUACAGGCGUACAACGAGCAGAUAUCCUACCUACCCGGCGACUGCCUCGUCGCCGCCGCCUUCCUCUCUUAUGCGGGGCCCUUCAACUCCACUUACCGGAACGACCUCGUCACGAGACACUGGGUGCCGUACGUCAAGGAGUACUCUCUGCCGCAGUCGCCCAACUUUGAGUUCGCCGGAUUCAUGUCCAAGCCGACUGAUGUGAGGCAGUGGAAUAUCCAGGGGCUGCCGACGGAUCGGUUCAGCACGGAGAACGGCGUGCUGGUGACGCGCACGAAGCGGUGGCCGCUGAUGAUCGACCCGCAGGACCAGGCCAACAAGUGGAUCAGGAAGAUGGAGGCCUCCAGCGACUUGAAGGUCAUCGACCCCAAGACCAAGGACUUCAUGCGGCUGAUCGAGCGAGCCAUCGAGCUGGGCAAGCCCAUCCUGAUGGAGCGAGUGCAGGAGGAGCUGGACCCGUCGUUGGAGCCGGUGCUGUCGAAACAGAUCAUCGACAGCGGUGGGUCGCUGUCGAUCAAGAUCGGCGACAACACGCUCGACUACAACCCGGCCUUCAUGCUGUACCUGACGACCAAGAUGACCAACCCCCACUACACCCCCGAGGUCUCCACCAAGACCACCAUCGUCAACUUCAUUGUCGUCGAGGCCGGUCUCACCGACCAGCUGCUGGGCAUUGUCGUCAUGAAGGAGGAGCCACGUCUCGAGGAACAGAAGGGCGAGCUCGUCGUCAAGGUCGCCGAUGGCAAGAAGCGUCUCAAGGACCUGGAGGACGAAAUCCUGAGGCUGCUGUCCGUCUCCCAGGGCUCGCUCAUCGACGACAUUGACCUCAUCAACACACUGCAGGAGUCAAAGACCAUAUCCGAGGAGGUGACGCAGCAGCUGGAGAUCUCGGAGCAGACGAUGAAGAAGAUCGACCAGGCCCGUGAGGCGUACCGGCCCUGCGGUCGUCGUGCGUCGCUGCUGUACUUCGUGCUCAGCGACCUGACAAGCAUCGACCCCAUGUACCAGUUCUCCCUCGACGCCUACAACGAGGUCUUCAUCAAGUCCAUCGAUGUCUCGCGCGAGAAGAACCCCAUGACCAGCUCCGUCGAGGAGCGGCUUGGCGUCCUCAACCAGUGGCACACACUCGCCGUAUACAGGUAGACAUACAGACACGUGGCCUGCCUCAGACGGACUCCACUCCCACACAUGAAGAUUGCAAUGCAAUGCAAUGGCGUAUGUAUGUGUCUCACUCAGGUACGCGUGUCGGGCGCUGUUCGAGAAGCACAAACUGCUGCUGAGCGUGCACAUGGCGUCGAAAGUGCUCACUGCGGAGGGCCAGCUCAGCGCGUCCGAGUAUGCCUUCUUCUUGCGCGGCGGACAGGUGCUGGACCGGUCGUCGCAGACGCCUAACCCCUCCCCCGACUGGAUCAAACAGCCCAUGUGGGACGGCAUCACAGAGCUCGACAAACUCGAAUCCUUCAAGGGAUUUCCCUCAUCAUUCGAGCAAACACUCAGGUCAGCCAGGGAUUAUCACACCCGGAACGCAACGAGACACAUGUGAGUUAUGCGGUUGUCUGCCUGCAGGGAGUGGAAGAAGUGGUACAUGUCGGCGGAGCCCGAGAAGGAGGGUCUGCCAGGCGAGUGGGACACCCGCCUGGACCCGCUGCAGAAGCUCCUUCUCGUCAGAUGUCUCCGCCCCGACCGGGCCCUGCCGGCCGCAACGAACUUCGUCGCCGCCAAGAUGGACCCCAAGUUCGUCGACCCUCCGCCCCCCGACCUCGAGUCGUUCUACGAGGCGUCAUCGGCCACCGUGCCAAUGAUCUUCGUCCUUUCACCCGGGGUCGACCCCGCACAGAACCUCAUGUCGCUCGCAAAUGCGACCGGGAUCAGGGUGGCGUCGAUAUCGCUGGGGCAGGGCCAGUCGGUCAAGGCGGAGAGGAUGCUGCGCGACGGUGCGGCCCAGGGCUUCUGGGUUUUUCUGGCCAACUGCCAUUUGUCGCUGUCGUGGCUGCCUGAGCUGGAGAAGCUCAUUGACCAGAUCGUUGAGGAGAAGCCGAGGCCGAACUUCAGACUGUGGAUGAGCAGCGAACCGACGCCUAAGUUCCCCAUCGCCCUGCUGCAGCGGUCCAUGAAGAUGACCACCGAGCCACCACGCGGCCUCAAGGCCAACCUGCAAAGGCUGCUUGUCCAGGUGUCCGAUGAAGAAUUCUCCAGGUGGGUAAACAACACACCCACACAAAUGACCACCUUUCUCCAUUUUGUCUGUGUCUCAACACAUACAGAGUGAGGAUCCAGGCCGACAAGUACCGCCGCCUGUUCUUCAACCUCUGCUGGCUGCACUCUGUCGUCCUUGAGAGGAGGAAGUUCAAGACGCUCGGGUGGAACGUGCCCUACGACUUCAACGACUCUGACUUUUCCAUCUCCGACAACAUCCUGGCCAUCUACAUCGAGCAGUACUCGCAGGACGUCCCAUGGGAGGCCAUCCGCUACCUCAUCGCCGACGCGUCCUACGGCGGGCGCGUGACGGACGACCGCGACCUGCGGCUGCUCAAAGUCUACUGCAACGAGUUCUUCUCACCGGCAGCCGUGCAAGCCAAGUUCAUGCUCUCCACACUGCAGACCUACUUCUGCCCGGAAGACCUCUCACUCGUAAGCUAGAUGGAGCACGCUCACAAGAAGCUCUCUGUCUGUCUGCCUUCCCUCAGUCGUCUUUCCGCAACUAUGCUCGCGAGCUUCCGCUGAUCGACUCGCCGGAGGCCUUCGGGCAGCACGUGAAUGCGGAGAUAUCGUCACAGAUCGCCGACACCAACGCCCUCCUGGCCAAUUUGGUGUCCAUCCAGCCACAGGGCGGCGCCGCAGCCGCACAAGAGGGAGGGGGAGCCGUCGAGACCAAAGAUGACGCCGUAAGUGGGCGUGUGCGUGGUGUUCGAGCUGCCUCGAUUGAUUGUGCAUGUUAUGUAGGUGCUCCGUCUGUGCACUGCGCUAGAGGAGAAGAUGCCCGAGGACAUCGACUACAGGGAGAUCUACCAGCGCAACGAAAGCGACCCCUCCCCUCUGCGCGUGGUCCUGCUGCAGGAGAUCCAGCGGUACAACAAGCUGCUGCGGGCGGUGCGGAGCUCCCUGGCGUCUUUGCAGAAGGGCAUCAAGGGGCUGGUGGUCAUCAGCGAGGAGCUCGAGGAGGUCAUGCAGGCCGUCUAUGAGGGGAAGGUCCCAAAGAUGUGGUCCUUCGCAUACCCCUCACUCAAGCCGCUGCUCUCGUGGGUGGCUGACCUCACCGAGAGAAUCGAGCAGCUCAACAGAUGGGGGCUGGAAGGUACGUACGUACCGCUGCAUAGCUGGGAGGGGAGAGACACAGUCAGUGCUGCAUACUUACUGUGUCUUGCUGGCUGGAUGCAGGUGCUCCCCGUGUGUUUUGGCUGGGUGGCUUCACUUAUCCGACUGGCUUCCUCACUGCCCUGCUGCAGCAGUCUGCCCGCAAGAACGUCAUCUCCAUCGAUGCUCUGUCUUUCGACUUUGUUGUCCAGGUCGGGUCGUUGAUUGCAGCGAACCAACACCGGUGCAGUGGGUACUGUGUGUGUUGCAUUUGGCGUGUGUACAGGCGACAUCCGAUGAGGGUCAGGUGCAUCAGCCGCCCAAAGAGGGCGCCAUGGUCAAGAGAAUGAUCCUCGAGGGCGCCAAGUGGGACUAUAACGCCGGGGUAAGUGAUUGAGGCAGACGCAGACCGACCGACACACGCCGAUGUCUCCUCCGCCUUUGUGUGUGUGUGUGAAAAUGUGUUUAGCAUUUGAGCGAGCCAGAGCCGAUGGAGCUCUUCGCUGACAUGCCAAUCGUCCACUUCAGGGUCAGUCAGUCAGCCCGGCAACCACACACAGUGACAGACGGAGACACGACUGUACUUCUGUGUGUGCAUCCCAACGUUGAUGCAGCCUGUGGCGAAGAAGAAGGGGCCGUCUGAUGACAUGUACGGCUGCCCGCUGUACCUCUACCCCAUUCGCACGGGCACCAGGGAAAGACCUUCCUUCAUGAUCACGGUCAGCCAAAAGCUCUCUCUAUACAACACCCUCGGUCGGCCCCAGUCAGUGUGAGCUCCUCUGUUUGCAGGUCGAUUUGAAGUCCGGGUCGCGGGACCCCUCUUAUUGGGUGAAGCGGGGGACGGCCUUGCUGCUCUCAAAGGCUGACUAAGAGUUGGGGGGCGUGUGUUCUGUGUGUCCAUUUGGGAACACUGAGGGUCUUUGCUGACUGGGCUGGGCUGGGCUGGGAUGGGCUUGGCUUAACUGGGCUCUGCAGUCUUUGCUGGUGGG